Molecule: messenger RNA, 2496 nt
Organism: Dendronephthya gigantea
Lineage: Eukaryota; Metazoa; Cnidaria; Anthozoa; Malacalcyonacea; Nephtheidae
Product: cytosolic phospholipase A2-like
Exons: 17
Coding region: 164-2182 (672 amino acids)
Biological process (GO): glycerophospholipid catabolic process
Cellular component (GO): cytosol
Molecular function (GO): calcium ion binding; calcium-dependent phospholipid binding
Source: RefSeq, a predicted model, not a curated record
AUGAUAGGUGAUUAUAUAUAAAGGUUGCUUUCAUCACAGUGCUUUCAUCUAAAUCUGAGUCAAUUCAACGUAAUUCAACGAUUUCGAGGGUGCAGAGUCAGAAGUUAUAAGUAUUCAACACCAGUCGAAAAAGUAAUUAUUCCUCAAGAGUGACCGAUCAAAAAUGGAGCAUUUGGAGAUAAAAGAAGAAAACGUAAAAGUGUUGCAGGUGAAAGUUGUUAAAGCAACUGGUGUCAGUGUUGGUGGUUACUUUGGGGAUUGGGAGACACCGGACCCGUAUGUGAUGCUCAGAGUUCGCUCCAGUCCUAACGCGAAGCAAACAACCACGACCAAGAGAGAUGACGUCAAUCCUGUUUGGAAUGAAGACUUCGAAUUUUAUCUGAAUCCUGAACAGAAAAAUGUUCUUGAGGUGAUUAUGAUGGAUGCCGAUUUCGGUUUUGAUGACAAAAUAGGAAAUAAAAAAAUAGAUGUUGAUGGUUUACUUGAAAACGAAAAAAUGGAUGUGAAAAUUGGUUUUAACGAGAAAACUACGCUUGAACUAUCAUUGCUUGUCAUAAACGAUGACAGCAAAGAGUUGAGAUUUAGUUAUGACAUUAGUGACGAAGAGAAAGACUUUUUGAAGAAAAGAGAUGGAAUAUUGGUUGAGAAGUUUGCGAAAAUUGGUCUUGGAGAAAAAACCCCAAAGUCACAAGACGAGGUGCCAGUGAUUGCUAUCAUGGGAUCAGGUGGAGGUUAUAGAGCUGCUUGUGGAUUAUCGGGGGUAAUGGUUGCACUUCAAGAAUCCGGGAUUUUUGACUGUGCUACCUAUAUAGCUGGACUGUCUGGUUCCUCAUGGUAUAUAUCCUCAUUAUACAUGCAUGACGGCUGGCCAGAUAAAAUUUCAUGCAGAGAUAUGGCAGAUGAUCUGAAGGAGAGAUUUAAUACACCGUUGUUAAGUCAUUUCCAUUUUGAUUUCAAACGUCGUAUGGACGAGAAAGCAAAAGGCGGUCAACCUGUCAGAUUUACGGAUUUCUUUGGGAUGGCAAUUGGAGAUGCUUUGCUACCAAAUCAAGAAUCAAAAUUGAGUUUCCAAGAUAGCAAAAUUAAGUACGGGGAAGUGCCACUACCAAUCACCACCGGCAUUCGAGUCUGUAAAGACGUCGCAGCUGGAGCAUUCAGUGAAUGGGUGGAAUUUACACCGUACGAGUAUGGUUCAGCCAAAUAUGGUGUUUUUGGAAAGACUGAACAUUUUGGUGGGAAAUACUAUAAAGGUCGUUUGGUGAAGAAAUACAAGGAGACUCCAUUGCAUUAUUUACAAGGUAUUUGGGGAAGUGCCUUCAGUAUUAUUUUGGAUUCCAUGAAAUCACCUGAAAAGAAAACUGAAGAGCAGAGACAAGAGGAACUGGUAAAAGCUGUGCUGGAAGACGCAGGUCGGUGUAAAACUGAUGAACACGACAGUGAAGAUGAAGAAUUACCCGAAGACGAAAUGCCUAGUGAAAACUGGGUGACUGAGAUGUUAAACCCAUUCAAUAUAUUUUCAUCUCGUAGAGGAAAAGCUGCUGAAUGCUUUAACUUCUGUCGUGGACUGAAGUUUAAAUCACAGAAAAAUCCAGAUUUUGAUUAUGAUAAUCAUACUAGUAAAGACAAGACCAUCUGUGUUGUAGACAGCGGGAUAGCUUUCAACUCGCCAUUCCCUGCAAUAUUGAGACCUGAAAGAAAGGUUGAAUUGAUCCUGUCAUUUGACUUCAGUCAAAGAGAUGGUGGUGAUAAGGAAUUGCCUUUUAAGGAACUUAUGAAAGCUGAAGAGUGGGCAAAGCAAAAUGGUCAUCCCUUCCCACAAAUCAAGGGAAACCCCAUCACUAAAGACACCGACAUCCGUGAAUGUUACAUUUUUGAAAACAAAAAAGACAUCUCGUGUCCUAUUGUCAUGCAUUUCCCCAUUGUCAAUAAAACAUUCAGAAAAUUUGUCAAACCAGGUGUUCCUCGUAAGACACAGGAGGAAAAAGACUUCGCAAACUUUGAUAUCUUUGAUGACCCUGAACAACCUUACUCAUCCUUCACGUUCGAGUACGAACCUAAAACCUUUGAGCGAAUGCACGAAUUGAUGAAAUUCAACACCCUGCUGAACGUGGAUGCCAUCAAGGAAAAGAUCGCAUAUUAUGUGGGAUACAGACGAAACAAUCCCAAAUAUGCUAAAAAAUAAUAAGAACUUUUAGUGCUAGUGACUUGUGCUGUGUGUAGGAACAGCCACUUAUUCUAGUUAUAUCCACUGAUUCUAUUAAUAGCCACUUAUUCUGGUAAUAUCCACUGAUUCUAGUUAUACUCACUGAUUCUAGUAACAGCUACUGAUUCUAGUAAUAACCACUGAUUCUAGUUAUAUUCACUGAUUCUAGUAAUAACCACUGAUUCUAGUAAUAGCAUGCACUGGUUCUCAUCGCAUUUAUUAAACGCAAUUUGACUGCAUGUGAGUAGUUAUGUUUAAUACGAGUUUUACUGCUUUCCAUACCGCUACUGGAA